GACGGGGCCAUUUCUACCUCUGACCUCACAAGGGGCCAUUGUGAGGAAUCUCAAGCAGCCGGUAUAUAAGGGGGCGGCUGAGGCUGGGCUUUGUCCACUAGUACAGGAAGCUCUUGGUGGUGACCUGUCGGACUCCCAGGUAGUUAGUGCGUUUGGUGGUUGGCGGUUGGUGGUUGUGGUCUGUGGAUAUUGGUUUUUUGAUUUGGGUUUUUUGUUUUGUCUGGUUUUGGUUUUUGAUUUGGAUUUGUUGUUUUGGUUUGUUAUUUUUUUUUUCAGCCAGCAUCCUUAGAGGGUGGGUGUUCCUGCUCAGGAUGUCCAUGGUUAGCAAGAGUAGUCAGUCUAGAGUAGCGUUGCUGGGGCCGGGCUCCUGCCAGGAGCCAGGCUUCCUGGACCAGUAUGAGGUCCUGAGGGCCAUUGGGCAUGGCGAGUUUGGCCAGGUCCACCUGGCCCGCCAUCGCCUCACGGGGGCAGAGGUGGCAGUGAAAGUCCUGAAGACGGAGACAGAGGACAUGUCGGACCUCUCCGAACCUCUAAUGUUGGAGAGCCUGGAGCACCCCAACGUGAUCCAGCUCUUCCAGGUGAUCAGGACCAGGGAAAACCUGUACAUGGUGAUGGAGCAUGCAGGUGGGGGACAGCUACUUGAGCGCAUCCCACGUGGUGGCAUGCCGCAGGAGGAGGCCCGCAGACUCUUCAGGCAGAUCGUGUGUGCCCUGGGCCACUGCCACGACAAGGGCAUCAUGCACAGAGACCUGAAGCCAGCGAACAUCAUGCUGGAUGCCAGAGGACACGUGAAACUCAUUGACUUCGGCCUCAGUGCCAGGUUCACGGCCGGGCAGAAGCUGAAUGACUUAUGGGGUACUCUGGCUUACAUUGCCCCAGAAAUUGUCCUGGAGCAAGAGUAUGAGGGCCCCUCAGCGGACAUCUGGAGCCUGGGCGUCACUCUCUAUUUUAUGUUGACGGGGAGCCUCCCAUUCAGGGGGGACACCCCUCAGGAGAUGCUGAUGAGGAUCCUUCUGGCAAGGUUCCAGGUGCCCAGCUCUGUUCCCGUCAAAGCACGAAGGCUCAUCCGCCAGAUCCUCGUCUUGAAACCCAAGAAGCGACCCACAGUGAAGCAGAUCCUGCAGCACCCAUGGCUGCGGCAGGGUGAGCCGUGUGCACCCCAUCCUUCCAGCCAGGCCCUCCCCACACGCCCAGACCCCGCCAUCCUGACCAUGCUGUUCGACAUGGGUUUUGAUCCCUACCAAACCUGGGUGUCUCUGGCCAAGAGGAAGUUUGAUGCGGUGAUGGCGACGUACCUCAUCCUGAAGCACCAGCAAGGCCAGGGGGUAGGGAGCGCCUUCCAGGGGCAGCCUGUGCCUCAGUGGCUUAGGCCUCGCCAGCGCCCCGAGAAUCUCUCCCAUGUCCCUGUCCUCCCACAGAGGAGCGCCAGCCAGCCUGCCCUGCGCACCUCCCCCUUGCGCUCUGAGAACCCGCUGCCCGAGGACGCCCAACAGCCAGGGCACAGGGGCAUCAGGGCUGGCAGCCUGCCUGCCAUUCCUCUGCGCUGCCCGCCUGCAGGGGCCCCCACUCUCCGCAGCUGCUCCCAGUCUGACUCUGGCUUCUCCAGGCUCAAGCCCUCCAGGGUCCUCGCCUGGUGGCCCAGGGCACAGAGCAGCUCCUCCUCCCAGGACACAGCCCCGAGGCAAGGCCCUGGCCACACCAAUGGCUGGAAACGGGUGAGGAGCAGGAUCGCUGCCUGUGUGCGAGCCCUGUGCUGCUGCUGUGUGCCACGUGUCAGCGAUAAAGUGGCUCCAAUGUCAUAGAGAAGAGACGUGCCACACCCAUAGACGGCCUGCCUCCAAGGAAGUGGAGAGCCAGCCAGACAGACAGCGCCAGCGGCCGGCCAUCUCUCCUCUGCCCCCACCUGCGGAAGACCUCAGAGACUGUUCUGCCUGGGACACUUCGCCCUGCUGGGACACUCCACCCUGCCCCUCUCUCCUCUCCCCCAUUCUUCUCAGAUAUUUCUUAAUAAAUUGGUUUCAGACAAA
This is a messenger RNA of Ictidomys tridecemlineatus (thirteen-lined ground squirrel), 2027 nucleotides long. Its product is annotated as sperm motility kinase 2B. The record is from RefSeq and is a predicted model, not a curated record. Gene Ontology annotation, cellular component: cytoplasm. Gene Ontology annotation, molecular function: ATP binding; protein serine/threonine kinase activity. Lineage: Eukaryota; Metazoa; Chordata; Mammalia; Rodentia; Sciuridae. Gene Ontology annotation, biological process: intracellular signal transduction; protein phosphorylation.